This is a messenger RNA of Didymodactylos carnosus, 375 nucleotides long. Lineage: Eukaryota; Metazoa; Rotifera; Eurotatoria; Philodinida; Philodinidae. The record is from the annotation of a GenBank genome assembly.
AUGAUUGUAGAAAACAAAAUGGAACCAAAAGAAGUAUUAAAAAAGUGGAUCGAUGCAUUUAACAAUGCAGAUAUAGAUGCUCUGGCCAAUUUUUAUUCGGAUAAUGCUGUUAAUCAUCAGGUAGCUAAUGAAAAGCCAGUUAUUGGUAAACAAGCAAUAAAACAAAUGUUCGAAAACGAAUUUCGCCAAGCAAAAAUGAUUUGUAUACCAGAAAAUAUUUUUCAAGAUGAUGAAUGGGCAAUAUUGGAAUGGAAAGAUCCUCUUGGUUUUAGAGGUUGUGGAUUCUUUCAUAUUGUUGAUGAGAAAAUCAUAUUUCAACGAGGAUAUUGGGAUAAAUUGACAUUUCAAAAAUUGUACAACAAUGAUGAAAAGUAA